UGUUCCUUUCUCCCUCCUCGCUGCAAUUACCCCCACCUGCGCACAAGCCAGCUUGCACUCUCAGGCCCCGCCGGCGACCUGCCCCUAAUCCGACCAGUACCCAUCUGCAUCUCCCCCAAGGGCCCCAACCCCGCUACUAUCGCCCCAUACCCAAGGAAGACGAAGAGGUGAAGAAAGAAAAGGAUUGCAGAGACAAGAAAAGUUGUUCAACAGAAGCAAUAACCAGAUUACAAGGGAAAUUUUAAUAAAUUGAUCCUUGCGUAGCAUUUCUGCGAAGAGACUUACUUGCAUUGAACAAGAUGACGAACUGUUCGAAGAUUUUAGCCAUGGAUCCAAUGACCACUUUAAGUAUGAAAGCUAAUAAACGGAUGUUCCCGAAGAGGUAGUGAUUCUCGUUCACCUCCAUCACCGAAACCUCUUUCCUUCCAAGAAUUCUCCGUCGAGAAGUUGCUCUCAAACCUGUAACCACCACCGGCAAAGACAUGGCCCCCAGAGAGGAGUUCCGGAUACCUAUCCCCUGUCUCUCUCUUCUCUGUUGUUUGCCCCUCACUCUCAGUCUCUCUCUCUCCCCUGCUUUUCUCCCUAACCAAACAAAGUUUAAGAAAUAGGAUGCAUCACAACACUCUCUUGGCUUCACUGGGUUUUCUUUCGUUUUCUCUGGGAGAUGAAGUUAUCAGUAGAGAUGACAAUGUGGCCUCCCCUCAGCGAUCCAAGAAGUUACUUCUCGUCUCUGGAAAUGAUUGCUUGGGCUUGAGUUCUCAUCCGACUGUUCGGAAGGCUGCUGCAAAGGCAGCCCGAGAACAUGGAAUGGGCCCAAGAGGCUCUGCUUUGGCAGGCGGGUACACCAAUUAUCAUAGGCUACUGGAGUCAUGCUUGGCAGAUUUGAAGAAGAAAGAGGAUUGCCUUCUCUGCCCUACAGGCUAUUCAGCCAACAUGGCUGUAAUGGGUACAAUUGGGAAUGUUGGUUCUUUCCUAGCUUCUGGCAGGAAACUGUUGAAGGAUGAAAGGGUAGCCAUCUUUUCAGAUGAUCUGAACCAUGCAUCUAUUAUUGAUGGUAUUCGUCUUGCUGAGCGGAAAGGAGGAGUAGAGGUCUUUGUGUAUAGACAUUGUGACAUGUCCCAUCUUGACGCUCUCUUAUCAAGUUCCUUGAUGAAGAAAAAAGUUGUUGUGAGUGAUAGCUUGUUUAGUAUGGAUGGAGAUUUUGCACCAAUGGUCGAGCUUGUAGAGCUUCGUAAGAGGCAUGGGUUUUUAUUAGUUAUCGAUGAUGCUCAUGGAUCAUUAGUUUGUGGUGAAAAUGGUGGGGGAGUGGCUGAGGAGUUUAACUGUCAAAAUGAUAUUGAUAUAUGCAUAGGAACUCUUAGUAAGGCUGUGGGCUGCUCCGGUGGAUUUGUGACUUGCAGCAAAAAGUGGAAACUUCUCCUACAAUCAACGGGUCGUGCUUUCAUAUUUUCAACUGCUUUACCUGUUCCAGGUGUUGCUGCUGCACAUGCUGCUGUUAUUGUGGCAAAAAAGGAGAUGUGGCGUAGAAAGGCAAUUAGGAGCCGUGUGCAAGAUUUUCGCACUCUAACUGGACUUCCCAUUACAAGUCAUAUCAUUUCUAUCAUUGUUGGGAGUGAAGAGAAGGUCCAUCACGCAAGCACGUCUUUGCUUAAAUAUGGUUUCCUUGUAACACCAAUUACACCUCCCGCAGUGCCUUCAAACUUAUGCAGGCUACGGGUAACACUCAGUGCAGCACAUACCACAGAUGAUUUGAAGCAGCUCAUAGCAGCACUCUCCAACUGCAUCAGCUUACCAGAAACUAAUGCUGCAAAAUUCGACGGACGUGCGAAACUCUAAAAUGUGAUGUUUUCUAGUAGAAGAGUGAUUCUCUUCACAGGAUUGUCUUCAAUCGAUUUUGAUUGAUUUGGAUGAAAUUUCCAUUACAUACUGUUUUUACUCUAUAUGUAAUAAUGCUACACUAAUAAUGUUUCUCUAUGUUGUCUGGGUUUGCUCGGGUGAGCCUUUUAUGUAAUAAUGCUACACUGUUGUUAUUAUCCAUGACAUACCAAGUGGUGGUAGGGUUGGUUGGUUUAGACUAA
Molecule: messenger RNA, 2078 nt
Organism: Macadamia integrifolia
Lineage: Eukaryota; Viridiplantae; Streptophyta; Magnoliopsida; Proteales; Proteaceae
Product: 8-amino-7-oxononanoate synthase
Exons: 10
Coding region: 610-1836 (408 amino acids)
Biological process (GO): biosynthetic process
Molecular function (GO): pyridoxal phosphate binding; transferase activity
Source: RefSeq, a predicted model, not a curated record